AUCUACUUCGCGCUGAAUCGAGUUUGUUGCCAUCGGGAGACGUUUGGGGAGGCGAAUUGGGAUGGCGUGUUUGAUGUCGCCGGACAAGAGUUUCAGAGGUUUGCUGAUGAGCGGUACAGGGAGAACAAGACGAUGCACGCGACAUUUUGGUUCAUCCCUGUGCCCUGGGGAAGCACUAGGAGUCGGCGGGGAAGAAAGAAGAAAGGAAAAAAGAAGAAGAAGAAGAAACAAAUUGAAGGGGCGGCCUCACAAGAGACAGAAACUUCUACAUAGUAAACAUAGGAUUACUUGUUGCACGGUCAUUAAGAGUUGCAUGCUUCAUAUAUAAGGUUA
This is a messenger RNA of Linum tenue, 333 nucleotides long. Lineage: Eukaryota; Viridiplantae; Streptophyta; Magnoliopsida; Malpighiales; Linaceae. The record is from the annotation of a GenBank genome assembly.